Synchiropus splendidus (mandarinfish) is the source of this 3933-nucleotide messenger RNA. It is a transcript of the gene lamc2, whose product is annotated as laminin, gamma 2. Gene Ontology annotation, molecular function: extracellular matrix structural constituent. The transcript is spliced from 22 exons. The record is from RefSeq and is a predicted model, not a curated record. The coding region runs from base 227 to 3625 and encodes 1132 amino acids. NCBI's taxonomy places the organism in Eukaryota, Metazoa, Chordata, Actinopteri, Syngnathiformes, Callionymidae.
AGAGCUGCAGGUUCAGACUUUGAACAGAGUUGUGUAAAAUGAAGAGAAGUUGUUUUGACUUCAUGACAGACAAAGUUUCAGGAAUCCUUAGGUGUGUGUGUGUGCGUGUGUGUGGGUAAUGAGUGACUGAAAGGAGGAAGAGUGGACAGAUCACAGCUGGCGUCUGGUUUGUUAUCUGAACUGACCCGUCUGACCGUGACGGUGGUCACUGCUACUGCCGCGUCACAUGGAUGGGGAUCUCGCGGACAACAUGACUGUCGGCUGGACUUGGAUUUGUGGACUGUUGGCUGCCGUCAGUGUCGUCGUGGCGACCAGAAACUAUGACUAUCCGCUCCGCUGCGAGUGCCACGGCAGAGCCCGGGUUUGUGCCUGGGACUCAGAGGGGCUUGCUUGUGUGGACUGCAAGGGGAACACGGAGGGUCGCCACUGCGAACGCUGCAAGGCCGGUUUCUACUCCCAACGGCCAGAACUGAGCUGCCGCCCGUGCCACUGCGACCCGAGAGGGUCUGUAAGUUCGAACUGUGACCCAAGAGGGCGCUGCCGCUGCAAGGACGGAUUCAGUGGGGAUAAGUGUGACCAGUGCCCAGAUGGGACCAUCAGGCCUGAGGGCUGUGUCCGAAGACGUGUGAGCAGAGAAGAGUCACGGAGUCCUGUCUGUUUCUGCCAUGGCCACACAGACCAAUGUGUCCAACAAGUCGGCUUCUCCAUACACAACAUCAGCUCCACCUUCAGCAGCGGUGUGGAUGGUUGGAAGGUCACCAAUGCAGAUGGGGUGACUCCAGCCAAUGUACGCCUCCGCUGGUCGCCUAAACAUGAGGAUGUGGAGGUGAUCUCUGAGAACAGCCGACCUGUUUACUUCUACGCCCCAGCCUCAUUCCUCGGGAACCAGUUACGAAGCUACGGUCAAACCUUUUCCUUCGCCUUACGUUUGGACCGCAUCACUCGGAGCCCGUUGGCUACCGACGUGGUUUUGGAAGGUUCUGGCCUUCGAGUAUCCACAUCGUUGGGUGAGAUGCGGCAGGUCGCACCAUGUGGAACCAAGUUCCUUUACACUUUCAGGCUGGAUGAACAACCCGGCAGCAGCUGGCAUCCGAAAUUGUCUUCGGUCCAGUUCCUAACUUUGUUGUCGAACCUCACUGCCAUCAAGAUACGAGCCACUUCUGGGGAACAUGGACGGGGCUACCUGGACAACGUGGGACUGGUGUCCGCACGGCGUGGAGAUGGAACCCCGGCUCGCUGGGUGCAGACCUGCAGCUGUCCUCCUGGAUACAUGGGGGACUUCUGUGAGCAGUGCUCAGCAGGUUUCAGGCGGCAGACCCCGGCGCAAGGAGCCUUCAGCACCUGCGUUCCCUGCAACUGCAGAGGAGGCAGCUGUGAUCCGCUGACCGGAGACUGCUACUCUUCUGAUGAGACCCCUGGGGAGCUUGUCUGUUCACCAGGGUUCUACAGGGACCCAUGGAGGCCCCACACCUGUGUGAAGUGUCCCUGUCCACCUAGGGAAUCCUGCUCACUGCCAGUCGGAUCUCUGACUCCCAUCUGUCACGUGUGCCCGACAGGGACCACAGGCGUGGACUGUGCCGAGUGUCAGGAGGGAUUCUACGGUCGCCCUGAUGAGCAGCAACCCUGCAGACCCUGUCAGUGUAACGGACACAUUGACGUCAGGGUGGCAGGAAGCUGUGACCGCAGAAGCGGGGAAUGUCUGAAGUGUCUGAACAACACGAUGGGGCCCAAGUGUGACGUGUGUCUGCCUGGGUUUUACCACAGCCGAGCCACAGAAUCCUGCAAACCAUGCAACUGUGACGUUGAGGGUUCAGAUCACGGCCAGUGUGACAAGAACGGCCGCUGCGAGUGUCGGGUCGGAUUCCAGGGUCUGAAGUGUCAGCAGUCCAACUGUCCCUCCUGUUUCAAUGCAGUCAAAGCCAAGUUGGCCACACUUGCGGCCAAGCUGCAAGAGCUCCAGAACCUCGUUCCUAAGGAGGGAGAGACACCGAAACCCACAGAUACUGCAGAGAUAGAAGCUCUCCUGAAAGGCCUUGAGUUCCUGGUGGAUGAAAUGCAGGACACCAGGAAUGAGCUGGCAGAAUCUGAGAAGCGUCUACAGACGCGUCUGACCUCGAACAACCGGCUCCGGGUAGCCGAGGACAAGAACGUCCAGAAGGUGGAGGACAUUGCUGCUGGUAUCAAGGAGAAACAGAAAACAUACCAAACAAAAGUAACACAACUCCAGGAUUUGAUGGCCAACCUGAGAAAACAGCUGGAGGAUGCCAAGAAGGACCUGCUAGCAGCUGAGCUUCCGAGCGGCGACAAUCCCGUGACCUCGAAUGAGCUGAGGCCGCUGGCGGAGACCGCCAAGGACCUUGCAGAGGAACAUCGUGAGACGGCAUCAGCGACAGAGCAACAGGCGGGUGAUGCCCUCAGCGACUCCCGUAAGAGCCUGGAUCUGGUCAAGACCCUGAUGCCCCGGGAGCACAAAGUCAAAGAGCUGAUAGACAACUUGAAGUCGGCGUAUGACGAGACGGCGGCCAAGGUGAGGAGUCUGGAGAACCAGGGGGUGCGUCAGAGUGGUGAGGCCCGGGACGAGAGCAAGAUCGCCAAAGGAAUCCUGAAGGAGGUCAUGCGUCUGGAGGGGGAUUUGCCUGAGGCCCCCCAGGGAGAGAUGGAUGCGACACUCGACAGACUAGAACAGGUGAAGAAGGUGGUGGACGACACCAUCUCUGGGUACGAGGCGCUGCAGGACCGUGUGCAACGGGAAAAGGAUACCGUUGACAACCUACUGGCUGAAAAUGACGCUGCGAAACAGAAGUUUGACGACCUUGUUGACCGAGUCAAAGACGCCGAUGCUCAGACGACGGAGGCCCUGAAGCGCAUCAAGGACCGCACCAGCGAGCUGGACAACUCCCUGAACACUGUGAGAGGCUUUGACAAGCAGAUUAAAGAUAGCAGCAACCAGGCAGAGGACUUCAUCAAACGCCUACCUGCCAUCGACGCCACCAUCAAGCGGGCCGUCAGGGACAACAAUGAGCUGAAGCCACAGAAGAAGCAAGUGGAGGACGACCUCAGCAAAGGCAAGGAGACCAUCAACCAACUGGACGAUCUGGUCAACGAUGUGGAGGGAACGCUCAGAUCAUUGCCGCCGCUCACCGGCCUCAAGAAUGACGCCACCAAGUUGCACAAGGAAGCGAAGGACCUGAAGGACAAGACGAGUCGCACUGCAGCCGGUCUUGGUUCCGAGCUUGCAGAAGCCAAGAAGCGGGAAAAAGACGCCCAGGAGGCUUCUGAUAAUGCAGCUGAAGCGUCGGACAACAGCAGGCGCGCGGUGGACGACGUGCGAAAGACACUUCAGCACGUCACUCGUUUGCUGGACCAGGCCAACCAGCCGGGCACCGUGGACGAGGCUGACGUGAAGCGGCUGGAGGAAGCGCUUUCCAACUUACAGAAGGAUGUGAACGGAAGCCUGAAGCCACGGCUGGACGACAUGGAGGAUCAGGAGGAGGCAUACCGGCGACGCCUCAACACCAUCGACCAGGACAUCGGCACCAUCUUAGAAGACAUUAAAAAUCUGGAGGACAUCCGCGAUAAGAUUCCCGAAGGAUGCUUUAACAGUCCACCCAUCGAGCUGCCGUGAAGUGACACCCUCUUUCUCACCUCACACCAAGUCACCGUCAUCCGUCCCACAGUUCCCACCAUACAUAGCGGCUGGCUAGUUCCUAUGGAGCUGUGGGUUCCUUGGAGCUACAUGCUGUUCCUUUGUAAGUCGCUCUGGAUAAAAGCACUGAAUGAUGUGUAAGUAAUAGUGUCUGAGCUGAGCCUGCCCACUGAUGCCACACAUUGGCCGAUGAUGCAGCUACAGCUUUCACAACCACUUGUGUUGACACCAAUGUUUUAUUUAUACUUGUACGUUGUAUCUUUUUGUAACUUUAUAUUAUUCCAUAU